AGACAGAGGCCAUGUUCAGUACCAGCGCCAAGAUCGUCAAACCCAAUGGCGAGAAGCCAGAUGAGUUUGAGUCUGGGAUCUCUCAGGCUCUGCUCGAGCUGGAGAUGAACUCUGACCUGAAGGCUCAGCUGAGAGAGCUGAACAUUACAGCAGCAAAGGAAAUCGAAGUGGGUGGCAGCAGGAAGGCCAUCAUCAUCUUCGUUCCUGUUCCUCAGCUCAAGUCCUUCCAGAAAAUCCAGGUGCGUUUAGUGAGGGAGCUGGAGAAGAAGUUCAGCGGGAAACAUGUGGUCUUCAUCGCACAGAGGAGAAUUCUGCCCAAACCCACCAGAAAAAGUCGCACGAAGAAUAAACAGAAGCGUCCCAGGAGCCGUACUCUCACAGCUGUCCAUGACGCCAUCUUGGAGGACCUGGUGUUCCCCAGUGAGAUUGUUGGGAAGAGGAUCCGAGUGAAGCUGGACAGCAGCCGGCUCAUCAAGGUCCACCUGGACAAGGCUCAGCAGAACAACGUGGAACACAAAGUGGAGACCUUCUCUGGAGUCUACAAGAAGCUGACAGGAAAAGAUGUGGUGUUUGAGUUCCCAGAGUUCCAGCUGUAAAUGUACCGGACACAAUAAACGUUGUUGACUGUC
Molecule: messenger RNA, 629 nt
Organism: Austrofundulus limnaeus
Lineage: Eukaryota; Metazoa; Chordata; Actinopteri; Cyprinodontiformes; Rivulidae
Gene: rps7
Product: ribosomal protein S7
Biological process (GO): ribosomal small subunit biogenesis; rRNA processing; translation
Cellular component (GO): cytosolic small ribosomal subunit; small-subunit processome; ribosome
Molecular function (GO): structural constituent of ribosome
Source: RefSeq, a predicted model, not a curated record